This is a messenger RNA of Pyrenophora tritici-repentis Pt-1C-BFP, 432 nucleotides long. Lineage: Eukaryota; Fungi; Ascomycota; Dothideomycetes; Pleosporales; Pleosporaceae. The record is from RefSeq and is a predicted model, not a curated record.
AUGGGCCAAACGUCGCCUACCACAAACUUCUGCUCGGAGCAAACACCUCAGCGUCGAUCACCUCGCAAAACCCUAGCUGCCGCAAGCCAGGCUAACGCCUCGCCGCCAAUACCUACCUUCGAGUUGCAGUUCUUAGAGUCGCAGGCGGAGGCUGAGAUUGUCGCGCCCACCGAGGGCAGCCGAGCUGGCACGGUGGCUACAACUGAGGCUGGAGAGGGUGGUCAGGAUGAGACAAACAGCGCACUAGUUGAGAACUUUGACGGCAUUGACUGGGCACGUUUACCUGAUUUUAUCAAGCCAUUGGCGCGUUCUAAGCGCCCAAAAAGUUGGAUCUUUCAAGAGAUGAUGAGAUUUGCCAACCCAGAGGCAGAGGCAGCGUUGUGGUGCCUGGCCAAUCAGAGCACGGGAAGCCUGAUUCACCGUGAAUACUAG